AAAAUGGGUGAAAAAAGUUUUACAUAUAAGACAAUCAAAUAUCUAUUGAUUACAAAAAUCUGUAUCGGAAUAGUGUUUUCAUUUAUACUACUGUUCCUAUUUGUUGUGAUGACUGCCCAUAAUUCAACCGAUGGCCGUACACAGGGUAUCUCAGCCCAGGACACACUACUCUAUGAUCAUCCCGAUGCCAAAACUAUGGACAAGUCAAUGAUGGGUAUAGUCGUGGCCUUUAUAACCCUUGAAAUUAUCAUCCAAAUCAUCGGACUGGUAGGCGUAGUCCGGGCCAACAUUAUCCUCCUAUUGAUCUUCGGUAUACUGAUCUCAUUGGGCGCCCUCUUCGAGUUUGUGGCCAUUUUCACCCACGACGGCAACGCCCUGUUUCUCAUAUACUUUACCUUCCUAUCCGUACUAGUCUUUGUCUACAUUUAUUUGGUCCGCACUGAGCGCCAACAGCUACCCCGUGUCCACUAUAUACCGGCACCGACUAAUCCCUAUCAUUAUAGCUACUUUCCUCAGCCAAACACCAACAAUAAUCAGCGAUUGUUAUUCAAAGAUAAUGUCGAUAUCUGAGAGGACAGUUAGCUAGCUAUGUGUCUAUAUAAAUGUGCGGUCAAUGAUAAUGAUUGAGACAAUCACCAGGAAAUACAUGUUUUUUUGUUG
This is a messenger RNA of Oppia nitens, 660 nucleotides long. RefSeq lists its product as uncharacterized. Lineage: Eukaryota; Metazoa; Arthropoda; Arachnida; Sarcoptiformes; Oppiidae. The transcript has 2 exons. Bases 4 to 570 code for a protein of 188 amino acids. The record is from RefSeq and is a predicted model, not a curated record.